Messenger RNA from Porites lobata, 1060 nucleotides. NCBI's taxonomy places the organism in Eukaryota, Metazoa, Cnidaria, Anthozoa, Scleractinia, Poritidae. The record is from the annotation of a GenBank genome assembly.
CCACCACUGGCUCAGAGUCAAAUUUACCCAGAUUCCCCUCACACCAGUCAGCCAAAUCCUGAUUCAACAAUCUCCACAAGCGAAGAUGCCCAGUUACAUGCAUCUCAAAACGAACAGAGUAAAAACAAGCAGUAUGAUAGUCUGUCUGAAGCUGACAAGGAGAAAGUUGAGACUGUUCUGUACCUCAUGGAUAAAUUUUCAGUGGGUGAUGCCUUCAUCCAUGAGCUAAAUAUGGAAGUGAAUGGCAUGCCCAAAUCAUACCUGAUCAGGCAGUGUCGGGACAAGCUCAACAGUGCAUGUUCCAUAAGGUCAACUCUUGGAGAUGCACCUGGUGCUCAAGUGUCUUUCAAGGAAGCUCUUAUCAACAAGCUAAACAUCCUGGCAAGUAUUAACUCACUAUCCAUAAACAUCAGGUAAUAAAAAGGCUCUCCAACCAAAUCCUAAUAGUUCAUUUUUUUUGUCAUGCACAGACAGAAGAUGGAAAAUGUCCUGAAGACCACACCAUCAAAUUAAAGGUUAGUGGUGAUGGGGCAAGAAUGACAAAGCUUACCAACUAUCUCAUUCUCAGCUUUUGCAUCCUGAAUGGCUCAGAGGAUGUUCUAUCAGAGGUGACUUCAUGACAAACUCAUUAAUGAUAAUAACCCUACAGUGUAAUAACGAAAGGUAGGCUUUUUAAUGUUUCUCCUGAAACAAGUUACUUUGUUUGAUUUCUUUUAGCUACAAACACCAUAACAGUCAUGAGUGGUUCUGAAUCUUACGAGUCACUUAAAAUUAGUUUUGCUGAUGCAUGGAACGAAAUCAGUGAAGUAAUUGCUGAUGGAGAGGUGGAGAUAAAGUCUGGACAAAAAGUCCCGGUGAAAGUGUUUUUGGGUGGAGACUAUGAAGUAUGUGUAAUUAAGAUACCUAUAUUUAUAUUAAUUUGUGUCUACAAUGACAGUGUUUGUUUAGAUGGAUAUUUUAUCUCUUCUAUUAACAGUUUCUUCUUGUUAUCAGUAGGAGAAGUUCAGCAAAUUCCAAUUAUGCCUGCAUCUGGUGCAAGAUACAUAAACAUGAAAGGUAA